GAAAAAAAAAAUCCAAUAAAAUAAUCUUUGUUGAGACACGACACGAGUUCACCUCCUUAAAUUCCACAUUGCCUUAAAAAGACUUUGUACUUGAACACGUAUCACCACCUCUGUCUGAUUAUUCUACAAAACGACUUCUACUUAAAGUUCAUCUUCUUCUUCUUCUCUGAUCUCUGAGAUUCGCCAUAUGGACGUCGAGGUCAAGCUCCGUCUCCUCACGGCAGCCACGUAUCACCGCCUCACCACCGUCCUCGCUCCCUUUCACCUCAGGACAUUACGUCAGCAUUACCUCUUCUUCGACACCCCUCGGAACGAUCUCUCAUCCCGUGACCUCGUUCUCCGUCUCCGCUUCCAAAGCUACGUCGGUUCAUCCCCGGCUUCCCCUCGCGGCGUGAUCGACCUCAAGGCGAAACCAACGCUCGUCAAUGGGAUCUGCAGGGUGGAGAAAGACGAGGAGGAUAUCGAUCAUGGGUUUGCAAGAGAAUGCAUGGUUUCGCCAUGGAAGCUCUGCUCUUUGGAAUCUAGGGUUUUGAAGAGGGUGAGGAGAGAAUUAGGGUUUGGUGAUGGAUCUGAUAAUCUAGGGUUUGUCUGUUUAGGUGGGUUUGAGAAUUUGAAGUCAGAGUACGAAUGGGGAGGCGAGAGACUCGAGGUUGACGAGACGAUGUACGGAUUCGGGACUUGUUACGAGAUCGAAUGCGAGACCGGAGAACCGGAAAGAGUCAAGACGAUGAUUGAAGGGUUCCUUAAAGAGCAAGGUAUCGAGUUUUCGGAUUCAGAUUCAACAAAGUUUGUCGUUUUCCGGUCGGGAAAGCUGCCCUAAACGAGGUUAGAUCUUUGAUGUGUAGAUGUGCUGAAUCGCAUAUUCAAUGUCAACCCGUACGGGCAGACGAAUUUAUGUAAUAUUUCUCUACUCAACAGAUGUGUCGAGGCAAAUGACUAAGUUUAUGUAAUGUGUUUUAAAUAAAAAUAUUGUCGGUAGCCU
Molecule: messenger RNA, 982 nt
Organism: Tarenaya hassleriana
Lineage: Eukaryota; Viridiplantae; Streptophyta; Magnoliopsida; Brassicales; Cleomaceae
Product: triphosphate tunel metalloenzyme 3
Exons: 1
Coding region: 188-820 (210 amino acids)
Source: RefSeq, a predicted model, not a curated record